This is a messenger RNA of Trematosphaeria pertusa, 534 nucleotides long. RefSeq lists its product as uncharacterized. Gene Ontology annotation, cellular component: eisosome; plasma membrane. Lineage: Eukaryota; Fungi; Ascomycota; Dothideomycetes; Pleosporales; Trematosphaeriaceae. The transcript has 2 exons. The record is from RefSeq and is a predicted model, not a curated record. Gene Ontology annotation, biological process: eisosome assembly; protein localization to plasma membrane. Bases 1 to 534 code for a protein of 177 amino acids.
AUGCCCGGAGAUAUCACCAAGCUUGCCGUGCGCGGCUUCCAGAUCAUCUUCGCUGCCGUAGUAACUGGCUUGUCCAUCGACCUAGCCAAGGGCCACCAUUGGGGCGGUUUACCAGUCACGCUCGGAUAUGUGUCUUUUGUUGGUUGCAUCUCUCUGCUCGCCGGGUUCGCUGGCGUUGCCGCAGUCUUCGUAAGCUCUCUGCAGGGCCAUAUCGAGAUGCUCAUGGACGGAUUCAUUAUGCUUCUCAAUCUCGCCGGUGGUGUCCUCGUCGCCGUCAAGCUUAAGGGUGUCGAGUGCAAAGAUGGAGACGACCAGCCCAACGGCCUCAAUAUACUCACGAAUGAUUUAAUCAAUGGCGGCAAGCACGGCGAUGAUUGCUAUUGGUGCUCUUUCGAUCAUGACCCGAAGCUCCCCUCCAAGCUCAUCUCGCGCUGCAAGAUGAACCAGGCAGACGACGCCUUCAUGUUCCUCACCGUCGUGGUCCUCCUGGUCAGCCUCACGCUCACCUUCCUCCGAAUGAAGAAGGGCUACUAG